This is a messenger RNA of Adineta steineri, 795 nucleotides long. The record is from the annotation of a GenBank genome assembly. Lineage: Eukaryota; Metazoa; Rotifera; Eurotatoria; Adinetida; Adinetidae.
AUGAUCAAAAUUAAUGUAACACUUGGUGUUACAUGGACAAUAAUCUCCUUUGGAUUUUUUCUAUGUUGUCGUUAUUUAAUACGUCCAUUAACUUAUUAUCGAUUAGCAACAAAUAAACAAGAUAAUCAAAUAAUUAUUUCUCCACCUGUUCGAUCAUGGUUUACUUAUACGAAUGAAGCACGAUGGCAACGAUUAAAUUUAUUAAUUAGUUGGCUACAUGCUCUGAUAACCGGUGUACUUGUUCUGUAUUGUUUUUUAGCAUAUUCAGGAUUACGUAAUGAUUUUGUACAACAUGUUAAUUUUGUAACAUAUAUAACAUGUUCUUUGUCAUUCGGUUAUUUUUGUUAUGAUUUAUGUGAUGUACUUUCAAAUCGACGAGGAGCUGAUUUAUUAGAAAUUAUAUUACAUCAUGCUGUUGUAUUGAUAUUUUUUGGUUGGAAUAUAAUUUGUAUACGAAAUAUUGGUUAUCAAAUGUUUGCAUUAUUGGCUGAAGUAAAUUCCAUAUUUUUACAUGCUCGAAAAUUAUUCUAUUUAUUUCAUAUACCAAAAGAGAAUUUUUUUGUUCGUUUAAAUAUGAUUUUAAAUAUUUUCACAUUCUUUUUUUGUCGUCUUUGUAUGUUAGUUUUUGUCACUAUAUUUGUCUAUCAUGAUCGUUAUCGUGUUGGAGAUUAUUAUUAUUUAUUUGUAUCAUUUAUUCUUAUUCCAGUAAUGUGGAUUAUAAACCCCAUACUUUUCUAUCGCGUCCUACAUACAGAUUUUUUAAAGCAAUAUAGAGCACAUAAAAUAAAGUCAUAG